Molecule: messenger RNA, 879 nt
Organism: Colletotrichum destructivum
Lineage: Eukaryota; Fungi; Ascomycota; Sordariomycetes; Glomerellales; Glomerellaceae
Product: Putative NmrA-like domain, NAD(P)-binding domain superfamily
Exons: 6
Coding region: 1-879 (292 amino acids)
Cellular component (GO): nucleus
Source: RefSeq, a predicted model, not a curated record
AUGGCAAAGAAGAUCAUCACCAUCCUAGGCAUCACAGGCAAGCAGGGUGCGUCCGUUGCCGACGUGUUCAUCCGAGAGGGAGGCUGGCACAUCCGUGGCGUAACUCGUGACCCGAGCAAGCCUUCGAGCAAGGUGUGGGCCGACAAAGGCGUUGAACUCAUCAAAGGUGACAUGGACGAUGUCGCUCUUCUUAAGAAGGCUUUUGCUGGAUCGAACGUCAUCUUCGGCCAAGGUCGCAACAUUGUUGAUGCGGCGAACGCAACCCUUGAUACUCUUGAUCGGUUCGUGCUCUCGACACUCUCGGCCACGAAGAAGUGGAGCAAGGGCAAGUAUUCGCACAACUACCACUUUGAUGCUAAGUGGCAGGCUGUCGAAUACCUGAAGGCAAUGUACCCGGAACUGGCCAAGAAGACCUCGUAUCUGCAGAUGGCGCUGUACCUGACCAAUUGGAAGGGCUCCACGGGCCUUCCGAUAGAUGGCACCUUCGUGCUGAGGAUUCCUGGAGAUCCUGAUGGACCGAUUGCACAAGUCGAUGCACGCCGAGAUACUGGCGAAUUCGUAAAGGCUCUGUUGCAUGUUCCUGCUGGACAAAACCUCCUCGGAGUUGCUAGUUCUCUGAGCUGGAAUGAGUUUGCUGCUCUAUGGGGCAAACACCACGGCGUUACCUGUCGCUUCGAACGUCUUGACCGCAAAGUCCUCGAGGAUGCUAUCCCAGGAGGAGUCGGUGAGGAGUUAGCCGACAUGUUCGAAUAUAUCGCAGAGUUCGGCUACGACGGCGGUGAUCCAACUAUCGUGCUGCCAAAAGAUCUCGAUGUGCACGUCCCAGUCUAUACAGUUGAAGAGUAUAUUAAGAAUGAGGACUGGUCUUCGCUGCUCUAA